This is a messenger RNA of Gasterosteus aculeatus aculeatus (three-spined stickleback), 5155 nucleotides long. The record is from RefSeq and is a predicted model, not a curated record. Lineage: Eukaryota; Metazoa; Chordata; Actinopteri; Perciformes; Gasterosteidae.
GGGCUCAUUACCGGGACCGCCUCGGCGCGGUCACCAGGGGGCAUGUGCGUAGCGGCAAUAACCGUAACCAUAAUAAUAAUAAUAAUAAUGCAUCGGAGCAAAGCGCGCUGAACGCAGCCGCCUCAGUCGUCGCCAGCAGCCGGCCGUGGCGUGAUGGAGACGUGCGCGUAGGCUGCAUGUGUCCGGCGGCUCUGCCCCUGGCGUUUUUUCUUCUCGGGGAAGAUCAUAUUGGAUGAUAUUGUUUGCAGGACGCCGUUCCUCCCGCAGCCCCCCCAGUCCAUCCCGACGUAGUAGCGAAUUGAACAUGGCGACUGUACCAGUGUAUUGCAUCUGCAGAUUACCGUACGACGUGAACCAGUUCAUGAUCGAGUGCGACGCCUGCAAGGACUGGUUCCACGGCAGCUGUGUGGCUGGGGAGAAAAAAACACCCCCGAAAAUUAUAUAUUAUACUGUGUCCAACUCGCAGAAGACCCAAGGCAAAUCCACACUGAAAAAGAAAAAGAACUGGAGCAAACACGACACGGGGCAGAGCACCGACAUCAAAGCCGUCCUGAACGGCAGUCAGGUGUUCAUAAAGGAGCUGCGCAGCAGGACCUUCCCCAGCGCUGACGACGUGGUGGUGAAGCUGAGCGGCGGUCAGCUGACCGUGGACUACCUGGAGGAGGGGGGCUUCAACGAGCCCAUCCUGGUCCAGAAGAAGGACGGCCUGGGCAUGUCCAUGCCCGCCCCCACCUUCUACAUCAGCGACGUGGAGAACUACGUCGGCCCCGACGUCGGCGUGGACGUCGUUGACGUCACCAAGCAGACGGACUGCAAGAUGAAGCUCAAGGAGUUUGUCGACUAUUACUACAGCACAAACAGGAAGAAGGUGUUAAACGUCAUCAACCUGGAGUUCUCCGACACGAGGAUGAAUUCCAUAGUGGAGAGUCCGCAGAUCGUGCGGCGGUUGUCUUGGGCGGAAAACUACUGGCCCAACGACGCGCUCCUCGGAAAGCCCAAAGUCACCAAAUACUGUCUCAUCUGUGUCAAAGACAGCUACACCGACUUCCACAUCGAGUGCGGCGGCGCCUCCGUCUGGUACCACGUCCUGAAGGGGGAAAAGAUCUUCUUCCUCAUCAAGCCGACCUCCGCCAACCUGUCGCUCUACGAGCGCUGGAGGUCUUCGUCCAAUCACAGCGAGAUGUUCUUCGCCGACCAGGUGGACAAGUGCUACAAGUGCACCCUGAAGCAAGGCCAGACGCUGUUCAUCCCGUCAGGUUGGAUCAACGCAAUACUGACUCCCGUCGACUGCCUGGCGUUCUCCGGACACUUUGUCCACAACCUGAGUGUGGAGAUGCAGAUGAGAGCGUAUGAAAUCGAGAGGCGGCUAAAGGUCAGAACUCUCAACCCCUUCUCCAACUUUGAGACGGCGUGCUGGUACGUGGGACGACACUACCUCGAGCGAUUCAAAGGUCUGCACAAAGCAAAUAAGCAGCCUGCCCCGUACCUGGUGCACGGGGCCAAGAUCAUCAACGGCGCCUUCAGAGCUUGGACCAAAAAACAGGCCCUCCUGGAACAUGAAGACGAGCUUCCGGAGAACAUGAAACCAUCACAGCUCAUCAAGGAUCUCGCCAAGGAGAUCAGGCUGUCAGAGAACGCAACGAAAGCGGUGAAGAGUGAGCCCGGCGCCAAGGCCCCCGCGGAGGAGCCGCCGUCCACCCACUCCGAGCCCGAGGAGCCCGUCUCCCCGGCCCACGUGCCCUCGCCCGGCCGAGAGAAGGCCAGGAAGAAAGCCUCCAAACCCCCCAGGGCCCCCAAACCCCCGAAGAUGUCCAAGGCCCCGAAGCCCCCUAAGGUGCCCAAGGUCAAGGAAGGGGGCAAGAAGAAAGCAAAGAAAGCAAAAGAGCCGUCGCCGCCUCCGAAACCCUCCAGCUUCGCAGCACUCGAGUCCCACGCGAAAGACAUCCUGAGUAAAAUGGACCAGCCGAAGAAGACGAAGGCUGUUAAGAACGUCCUGAGCGUAUCGGAGAGGGAGAUGUCGAAGCACAACAACGUGGAGAAGUUUGACAUCAGAGAGCAGAAUAAAAACAAGACUGAAGCCAAAUGGAAGUAUAAGAACAGUAAACCCGACUCCCUGCUGAAGAUGGAGGAGGAGGGCAAAUUCGACAGAACGCUGCUGUCGGGCAACAAAGAGCGAUUCAGCUUCACCAUGUCGCACAAGAAAACACUCGGCUCCAAGUCGCUGAAACCUCAGAGCAACUCGAGUGUUUUUGGAUCAUUACAAAACCUAAAAGAGGACAAAUCCAAGCCGGUGAGAGACGAGUACGAGUACGUCUCCGACGAGGGGGAGCUGAAGAUUGACGAGUUCCCCAUCAGGCGGAAAAAGAACGCCGUCAAGAGAGAUCUGUCCUUUCUGUCAGACAUCAAAGAACCCAUCCAGCCAGCCAAGAAACCAAAGCUCCAGCCGUCGGUGACCAAGCCGAGCGCGGACUCCUCGGACGAAGAGACUCUGCACAUCGACACGGAGGCCAAGCCCGAGGCCAAGACUCGCAACGCCAAGGUCAAGAAAAAGGGCGGCAGCGCCGCCGGGAUCCUCGACCUGCUGCAGGCGAGCAAGCAAGUGGGAGGGAUCGACUACAGCGCCAACAGUCAGCCACCUGCAUCUCCCAGCACACAGGAGGCCAUUCAGGGCAUGCUGUCCAUGGCCAACCUGUCGUCUUCAGACAGCUUGCAGCCGCCGUGGAGCAGCAGCCAGCCGAAGGGCGGCCCGCACGGCGCGCCGGCCGGCAAGAAGGCCGCCGGCAACAGCAAGCGGCCCGCCAAGCGGCAGCCCAAGAAGCCCCGGAAGAGCAGCAGCAUCGAGAGCCUGGACUACGACGACGACCAGGACCACAUGGACGCGUGCUUCAAGGACUCCGACUACGUCUACCCCUCGCUGGAGUCCGAAGAGGACAAUCCCGUUUUCAAAUCCAGGUCAAAAAAACGGAAAAGCAAUGACGACACCCCCUACAGCCCGACAGCGCGCGUUGGACCCUCGGUUCCCCGACAGGAGCGGCCGGCGAGAGACGGGGCGCGAGUGGCCUCCAUAGAAACGGGUCUGGCCGCAGCAGCAGCAAAGCUCUCCCACCAGGAGGAGCAGCAGAAAACCAAGAAGAAGAAGAAAAGCACCAAAAAGAAGCCAAUGGUGGUUGAGGAGCCCUCUCAGGACAGCAGCUCGCCGGAGCACAACGCCGACUCCCGAGACGGCAGCCUGACGGACCACGAGUUCAACACUGGAGCGGCCAAGUCGCCGGGCGGGCCGCGGCCCAUGGCGCCCGGGGUUUUUCUCAGCCAGAGGCGGCCGUCCAUAUCCUCUCCGAACAACAGCACCAACACGACGAGCACCAACAACAACAACGGUGGCGGCGCGGCGAAGGGCGAGCGAGCGGCGUCGGCGGACGCCAAAGCUAAGCGGCUAAAGAAAGGCAUGGCCACGGCCAAACAGAGACUUGGAAAGAUUUUAAAGAUCCACCGGAACGGAAAGCUCCUCCUGUAGCUGUCGGACUGGGAAUUCCUGAGCGUCCCGUCGAUUAAAGCCGAGCAAAGGGGGGAAGGAAACAAACACAUCAAGAGAAUCACGCAGUUUUCAAUUUCUAAGAAGAACAUCCCUCGAAUAGGUUUUUUGCCUCUACUUAUACUUUAUAACUUUCAGAUAUUAAAGUGUACAGAGCCUACUAUAAAUAUUUUUUAAGAGAACAUGUCUCAUUUUACUACAGCUGUCAGUUUUUCAGGGGUCGCUAAAACAUGAAGUAGAAGUACAUGGCAGUCAUUCCAAGAUUUUUUGAAAGUAUCCCUUGCAUGUAUUCAGUCGCAUGCUCCCCUCGGCCGCGUUCGGGGGAUUCUCCACAUUAUCUCCCACCGAACGGACGCAGCUUAUCAUCGCCGACCCGGAAGAUCAGCAGAGUUCACGUGGGAAUAAAAAAAAAACUAAACAACCUCCAUUCAAGUGUGUGCGCGCGUCGCCGGGCACCUGGGCUUGUGUCUCUGGGCGUUAACACUUGGGUUUGCAGAGCACUAUCAGCGGCGGUAUUUAUUCAACGGCGCCGAGGAAGGACUGUGAAGCACAAGGCCGAACGGCGAGCAGCAGACGUAGGACGCUGUGCGAUGGGGGACGCUACACGUGGGACCUGUGGCUGAUGAUAAGACUCGUCCACGUCAGGCCUGCACUUACACGGGGAUACUUUCUCUCUUCCUUUGUUUUCACAGGCAGCACCGACGGGCUCCACUCAUCUCCACCCAUUCACCAUGUAGAAUGUAGCUUGUACAAAGACUUUUAAAUUACUACUUUUUGUAUCCUUUCCCCAUAAGGCUUGAUUUUACAUUUUUACCAGUUUUGCUAAUUAUGAAUAUAUAAUACAAAUAUAUAUAUAUACAUGGAUAAACAGUAAAGCCCGGAUUUUUUUUUUUCUAACAGCAGAGAUUCAAUUUUUUUCUUUCUUUUCCCUGUUGGAUUUAAAAGGUGUUGCCUGGAAAACAACUGAAGAAAUAAUACAUGUUAUUGUCCUAUGGCCUUACACACACAAAGCUAAUUGUAUUGUGAUUCUGUUUGAACAAGAGACGGAACCUUGAGGAGGAAAAUGAUAUAAAAAGAAAGAAAAAAAACACACACCAGCCUCUUGUUGGAGUUCUAGUAUCCUGAAGGGUUUUCGGAAUUAUUUUACUAGCACCUUGUGACGUGUUUAUGUGUCAGUGAUGUAAUUUAUUAAUGUUUGUAGCUUUUUAUACUUGUACAAUUCUUAAAGAGUUUCUUUGUUCGGUUUUUGAAUAUAUCAUCGACUUGUGAAUUGACCCCUUUUCGGUUUCUUUGGGAUGUGCGUGUCUUUUGGGAACAUUUUACACGCUAAAAUCUACAUCGUCAAUUUUUAUUUAAAUUUCUAUCUCCAUUCUUUGCUCACCCAAUGUCAUGAUGUUAUCACGCCAAACAUUUGCAACUUGUAUCGUCAUUGUGAAUAUUAUACUUUUGAGCAGCUGCGUUCACGCGUCCAUCGGCCCGUUUGUUUCGUGUCUCGUGCGUCCGCGUCCCCGCGUGUCACUGGGACUCUUCACGCUUUCGUUUUGUACAAUACACGUGUGCUGCUUUGUUGUGGUUUAUUUUUCUAUGUCCGACCUAUUAAAAGAAGCUUCCCCUGUUCCACGG